AGGCUAAAAGGAGCUCACCCCUCGGACACUCCCUCUUUUCCUCCUUGGCAGUAGCAGCUGCAAAAGCCGCAAAGACUGCCGCGGCGGCAGUGGCAGAGGAGAGCAGCACGCGUCCGGGAGACGGCCGCAGCGGGCUCCCGGGGGCACUCACCAGCCGACUGGAGCAGGAGCCGGUCUGAGGAUUCAAGAUUGGAGGGUUACACUUUGCCCGGGCCCGAGCAGCCACGCUGCCUAGCGCGACAGAGAAACCUUGGGGAUCAGGAACCGAAGGCACUGGUGGAGUUGAGCCGGAGCGCAAGGGGGCCCAUCCGGCUUUAUUUAUUGGCGCCUCUGGGAAAAGAAAGGACAGACAUCUACCCACCUCGCCACGUCCCUUACCAUGUUCAGCUGGGUGGUUACCGGGGCCGCGCUCUCCGUCUUACUGGGCUGUCUGCUUCUCACAGGAUCCAGUUCAGGGUCAAAAUUGAAAGGACCUGAACUAAGUUUAAAAGGCACACAAUAUGUCAUGCAAGCAGACCAGACAUUAUAUCUUAAGUGCAGGGGGGAAGUGGCCCAUUCAUGGUCUUUGCCUAAGACUGUGAGUAAAGAAAGCAAAAGACUGAGCAUCACCACAUCUGUAUGUGGGAGGAAUGGUAAACAGUUCUGCAGUACUCUGACCUUGGGCAGGGCGCAGGCCAAUCACACGGGCUACUAUAGCUGCAGAUACUUAUCGACACCUGUUUCAAAGAAAAAGAGAACAGAAUCUACAAUCUAUAUAUUUAUUAAUGACACAGGCAGUCCAUUUGUAGAGCCUCACAGUACCAUGCCUGAAACUGUCCAUAUGACCGAAGGACAGGAAAUGACUAUUCCAUGUCGAGUUUCAGCACCAGACGUCAGCGUUACAUUGAAAAAGUUUCAGAUUCCUGAUGUGAAGACCUUGACCCCUGAUGGGAAGACAAUAAUCUGGGACAGUAAGAGGGGUUUUAUUAUACCAAAGCCAACAUACAGAUUUAUAGGACUUCUGAUCUGUGAAACAACAGUCAAUGGCCAUUUGUACAGCACAAAUUAUCUAACAUAUCGACAAGACAACACAAUCAUUGAUGUCCAGUUAAGUACACCAAAUCCAAUCAAAUUACUGAAAGGUCAGACUCUUGCCCUCAAUUGUACUGUUACUGCUGCCUGGAACACAAGAGUUCGGAUGAUUUGGAAUUAUCCUGGUGAAGCAAAUAAUAGAGCAUCUAUAACUCCACGAUUUGAUACAAGUAAUUCCCAAGCCAAUGUAUUCUACAGCACUCUUAUAAUUGACAAAGUUCAAAGUAAAGACAAAGGACUUUAUACAUGUCAGGUGAAGAGCGGACCAUCCUUCAAAUCUGCUAACACUACAGUACAUAUAUAUGAAAAACCGUUCAUCACUGUGAAACAUCGAAAACAGCAGGUGCUUGAAGCGAUAGCUGGAAAGCGGUCCUAUCGGCUUUCCAUGAAAGUGAAGGCAUUUCCCUCGCCAGAGGUUGUAUGGUUAAAGAAUGGGUUACCUGCUGCUGAGAAAUGUGCUCGAUAUGUGGCCCACGGCUAUUCGCUAAUUAUCAAGGAUGUAGCAGAAGAGGAUGCGGGAGAUUAUACAAUCUUGCUAAGCCUAAAACAAGCAAAAAUAUUCAAAAAUCUAACAACCACUCUCAUUGUAAAUGUGAAACCCCAAAUCUAUGAAAAAGCCGUAUCAUCAUUUCCAGAUCCUAAUCUCUAUCCACUGGGUAGCCCGCAGAGCCUGACUUGCACUGUUUAUGGUGUUCCCCAACCUACAAUUAAGUGGAUUUGGCAUCCUUGUAGCCAAAACCAUUCCAAAGCAAGGUAUGACUUUUGCACUAACAAUGACAGAUCUUUCAACUUGGAUGCUGAUAGCACCAUUGGAAAUAGAAUCCAGACCAUCACUCAACGUAUGGCCAUAAUUGAAGGAAAGAAUAAGAUUGCAAGCACUCUGGUCCUGGCUGACACUAGAGCUUCUGGAAUCUAUAGCUGUGUGGCUUCCAAUAAAGUUGGACACGCCGAAAGAAAUAUUAGCUUUUAUGUCACAGAUGUGCCCAAUGGAUUUCAUGUUAACUUGGAAAAAAUGCCUGCUGAAGGGGAGGAUUUGAAAUUGUCCUGCACAGUCAGCAAAUUUUUAUACAGAGACAUUACUUGGAUUUUGCUUCGAACGGUGAACAAUCGAACAAUGCACCACAGCAUCAGUAAACAAAAAAUGGCCGUCACCAAGGAGUACUCGAUUACCCUCAAUCUCACCAUCAAGAACGUUUCCCUGGAAGAUUCAGGCACCUAUGCCUGUAGAGCCAGGAACAUUUAUACCGGGGAAGAAAUUCUUCAAAAGAAAGAAGUUACAAUUAGAGAUCAGGAAGCACCCUACCUCCUCCGUAACCUCAGUGAUCAGAUAGUGGCCAUCAGCAACUCUACCACUUUAGACUGUCAGGCAAAAGGUGUGCCAGAACCACAGAUAACCUGGUUUAAAAACAACCAUGAAAUACAGCAAGAGCCAGGUAUUAUUUUGGGACCAGGAAGCAGCACGUUGUUUAUUGAAAGAGUCACAGAAGAGGAUGAAGGCUUCUACCGCUGCAAAGCCACCAACCAGAAGGGCUCUGUCCAGAGCUCGGCAUACCUCACCGUACAAGGAAGCUCAGACAAAUCCAAUCUGGAGCUGAUCACUCUGACAUGUACCUGUGUGGCUGCAACGCUCUUCUGGCUCUUGUUAACUCUCUUUAUCCGAAAACUGAAAAGGACUUCUUCUGAAAUAAAGACAGAUUACCUUUCGAUUAUAAUGGAUCCAGAUGAAGUUCCUCUUGAUGAGCAAUGUGAUCGUCUACCCUAUGAUGCCAGCAAGUGGGAGUUUGCCAGAGAAAGACUUAAACUGGGAAAAUCACUUGGACGUGGAGCUUUUGGGAAAGUGGUCCAAGCAGCUGCAUUUGGCAUUAAGAAAUCACCCACGUGCCGGACAGUGGCUGUGAAAAUGCUGAAAGGGGCCACAGCCAGUGAAUACAAAGCUUUGAUGACUGAGCUUAAGAUCCUGACCCACAUUGGACACCAUCUGAAUGUGGUGAACCUGCUGGGAGCCUGCACCAAGCAUGGAGGUCCUCUCAUGGUGAUAGUUGAAUACUGCAAAUAUGGAAAUUUAUCCAACUAUCUCAAGAGCAAAAGAGAUUUCUUCUUUCUCAACAAGGUCUCUCUCAAGGAUGCAGCCUUACAGACGGAGCCCAAGAAAGAAAAGGAAUCUGAGCUUGAACAAGGCAAGAAACAAAGACUGGAUAGUGUCACUAGCAGCGAGAGCUUUGCGAGCUCCGGGUUUCAGGAAGAUAAAAGUCUGAGUGACGUUGAGGAGGAAGAGGAGGAUUCUGAUGAUUUCUACAAGCAGCCCAUCACCAUGGAAGAUCUCAUUUCGUACAGUUUUCAAGUGGCCAGAGGCAUGGAGUUCUUAUCUUCUAGAAAGUGCAUUCACCGAGAUCUGGCAGCCCGAAACAUCCUUUUAUCUGAAAACAAUGUAGUGAAGAUUUGUGACUUUGGCCUCGCUAGAGAUAUUUACAAGAAUCCUGAUUAUGUCAGAAAAGGAGAUACCCGGCUUCCCCUUAAAUGGAUGGCUCCUGAAUCCAUCUUUGACAAAAUUUAUAGCACAAAGAGUGAUGUGUGGUCCUAUGGGGUGCUACUAUGGGAAAUAUUCUCUUUAGGUGCUUCUCCGUACCCGGGAGUACAAAUCGAUGAAGAUUUCUGCAGCCGUCUGAAGGAAGGAACAAGAAUGAGAGCUCCAGAAUAUGCUACUUCUGAAAUCUAUCAAAUCAUGUUGGAUUGUUGGCAUAAGGACCCGAAAGAAAGGCCAAGAUUUUCUGAACUGGUGGAAAAACUAGGAGACUUGCUUCAAGCAAAUGUGCAAAAGGAUGGUAAAGACUAUAUCCCACUGAAUAAUAUACUGAAAGGAAAUAAUGGGUUUGCAUAUUCUACCCCUGCCUUCUCUGAAUCCUAUUUCAAAGAAGAUAAUUCAACUCCAAAAUUCAAUUCAGGAAGUUCUGAUGAUGUCAGAUAUGUAAAUGCUUUUAAAUUCACACACCCACAGAGAGUAAAAACCUUUGAAGAGCUUUCCCCAAAGGCCACCACAGUGUUUGAGGAUUACCAGGCAGAUAGUGGCAUGGUGCUGGCACCCCAAGAGCUGAAGCGCUUCACUUGGACAGAGAGCAAACCUAAGUCCACCUUGAUGUUUGGCUUAAAAGUGGCCAGCAGAAGCAAGGAGUCGGGCCUUUCUGAUCCGACCAGGCCUCGUUUCUGCCAUGCCAGCUGUGGCCAUGUCAAUGAAGUCAAUCGCAGGUUUACAUAUGACAACUCUGAGCUGGAAAGGAGGAUUUCCUGCUGCUCCCCUCCUCCGGACUACAAUUCCGUGGUUUUGUACUCCGAUCCACCGGUGUAAACCUUUAGCAUAAAUCAGUAUUGCAAGAAGCAAAUGCAUAUUUAUAUCUGAUAUAAAUUAGCUUUCCCCAGUGUAAUACACUUUUGUUUUAACCUCUUUCCUUUCCACAGGAGCCGUUUCUAAUUUUUUUUUAAGAGUGCUUUUCCAGACUAACAAAAAAAAAAAUGAGCAUGAACAUGUACAGAGGUAUUCUGACUAAAGCUUCCAGAUAGCUAGUAAAUGAUCUAAAUUAUUUCUGGGCCCAAAAGCAUAACCCUAUCCUCUUAGGCCCCUGGGGAGUCUAACAUCUGGCUCAUUUGGAUAAUCAAGGAAAAACAUUGAUUGUCUGGCGAAAGAAAUCAAAAGAGGCAGCAUGGUAUAAAGAGCACUGACUUGGAGUCAGGGCUUGGACCCAUAUUCUAGCUCUCUUACCUGUGAGACCUUGGGAAGGUUACUUAGAUCUUGGUUUCCUGAUCGAUAAUAUGAAGGGGUUGGAUUAGGUGAUUGCUAAAGCCUUAUCCAACUCUAAAUUCCAUUUUCCUAUUUUCUAGGAGACCAGUAAGUAGCUUUGUUUCUUGUUCUAAGGCUCUCUGGGUUCUAGAUCAACCUUUUAUCUGGAGGUCCAGCAGCAUUGAAAACCAAGAACAGCAUUUUUUAAAGCUCUGAGAGCCAACAGCAAGCUAAACAUUUACCAUGGGUACUUACCACAAGUAGAUUUAAGAUAUAAGAAUGGGAUACAGGAGAGGAGAGAAGACAGAAGAAAAGAGAGAUAGACAAAAGAAAGGAAAAGGCAAGAAAAGGAUAAGCAAAAGAGGUAUGUCUCUGUGGUGGGGAUUAGGAGAACGGCACAGCACUCACAUCAUGGGCAGAUUCUUCCUAACCUAAUAUAUCUUAGACUUGGACUAUGUAAGUAGAAAGAAUGAUGGAGUAAAAGAAAUAUUAUUCUUCCCUUCCUUCCUGGAAUCCAGGGAAAAAAAGACAUUCCUUGGAAAUGUUACUGUAAACCAUUCUCAUCCCAAGAAAUUUUCAUUGUGACAUUUGUACCAUUUAGCUGAUGAUUGUCUGUACUGCUAGCCUUAACGAAUCUCACUGAUCUGCCUUUCCUAUGCCCAGAGUUCUGGGUAUACCGUGCCAGGAUGGCUCCAGCUUUUGUACGUGGUUCACAUGGGGCGAUGACUGUCGGAUCUAAUGAAUGCUGGCUGUUGGACUCAGGGUCACAUUUUAGAUUUAUAAUGAUGAAUGUCAUUAUCAUUAGCAGUAUUUAUGUACAGGAGCUAAACUAUUUAUGUUACUUUUGUAUCGGAUUUUUGUAUAGUGAUUCAUAAAAGGAAGUUUAGAGUGAAGAUAUAGGCUUUUGGAGAGAGACUUGAUGACAGGAUCUUAAAAUUGGCAAAAUAAAGGCUGGGGAAAGGGGGGAAAUCUACUUCUGAAACCAAGUGCACUAAUACAUCUCCUACAAUAAGAUCAGGCAACAAGAAAGAUACCUACAUCCCUAUUUCAACUGAUUAACUGAUCUGAUAGGGAUUCCUUCCCUACUACAGGGAAUUCUGGAGAACAUGAACUAUAUAUUACCUAGUAAGCACUUUAAAAUCCUUGUAACAUAUAAUCCAUAAGGUCUUAUGUCAUCUAUGCAAGCCAUUAGAAUUAGGAGAGGUUGGCUAAUCAGCCACCUAGAGGAGGAAUGUCCACUUUUACUUUUUCUAUCCCUUGCCUUAAGUCAUUGGGCCUAAACACUGAGGGAUGAAGAGAGCCAUAAUGUCAAAAAGUGUUCAUUUUUAGGGCCUGGAGAUUUAGAGAGGUCUGACUUGAGCUAAAACCCAUAAAGAAAAAAUAAAGCUAAAAUGUAGUCAUGCUUGAAGAUGCCCAUGAAAAGCCAUGUACUUACCCACUGGGAUCUCUAACCAGAACCAGACAGACUAGUCAACAUUAUGGAAGUUGCUACUCUCUUUAGAACAAACUCCAUCUCGUUGUCCUCAAAUGUCUAAGUUGAAUGAGAAGGAUUUAUGCUUCUCUAUUUAACAUACUCAAAUUCCAUUUGCAUGGAAGAGGAAGGGACAAAGUACCAUUUAAAUGGGGACAUUCCCAAAAAGGAAAAUGGAAGCCCAAAGGUUAGUAGUGAGGCCUGAUGAUGCAGAUGUGCCAGAGAAGAAAUGAAGCAAAACAAAAGGAUCAGGGGCAGUACCUAUGAGAAGGUAAAACUGUGUCUUCUCUCUCCUUCACACUUCUUACAUAUCAUGGCUAACUAGAAGUACAAGUUAGACAGCCAGAAACGUCAGGAAAUACAACAGGAAUUUUAAAAAAAGACAAAACCCCAAUUCAAUUGUCUAAUCUUCCAAAUCACACAAAAACAAUAAUGUAGAAAAAUUAGGAGACCCAGCAACUCCAAACAAAGUCAAGCAGUAUCAUUUUGGAAUUAAAAUAGAAAAUUUCAUUUCAUGAUUAAUUGGGAGAUGAAAUGAUGCAGGUAAAGCAGGGAACACCUUAUCUGUUUGUACUUAGCUAGGGAAAAAAAUGCUAAUUACACAUCCAAAACAACACUUUGGCACUGAUUAAACAGAAUUGUGCUUGGUUUUUCAGUCUAUAAGAAUCUUGAACCAGAAGCCUAAUCUUUCUAAUACAUCUUUGAUCAACUAUAUGUAUAUAUAUAUAUUUAUAUGUAUAUGCUUUUUGUGCAUAAAUAUUUAAGGAAACUGGAAUUUUUAAGUUACUUUUAUACAAACUGAAUGUAUGCUGCAGAUAAUGAAUGAGUCUUGGUCAUGUCUUAUAUUUCUAGUCAUUUAACAAAAUGUAUUUUCUGU
Dromiciops gliroides (monito del monte) is the source of this 7191-nucleotide messenger RNA. RefSeq names its product fms related receptor tyrosine kinase 1 (gene FLT1). The record is from RefSeq and is a predicted model, not a curated record. The transcript has 30 exons. Gene Ontology annotation, molecular function: ATP binding; vascular endothelial growth factor receptor activity. The coding region runs from base 380 to 4414 and encodes 1344 amino acids. Gene Ontology annotation, biological process: vascular endothelial growth factor receptor signaling pathway; cell migration; positive regulation of angiogenesis. Lineage: Eukaryota; Metazoa; Chordata; Mammalia; Microbiotheria; Microbiotheriidae. Gene Ontology annotation, cellular component: plasma membrane; signaling receptor complex.